Molecule: messenger RNA, 1509 nt
Organism: Eremothecium gossypii ATCC 10895
Lineage: Eukaryota; Fungi; Ascomycota; Saccharomycetes; Saccharomycetales; Saccharomycetaceae
Gene: RIM21
Product: Rim21p
Exons: 1
Coding region: 1-1509 (502 amino acids)
Biological process (GO): cellular response to pH
Cellular component (GO): plasma membrane
Source: RefSeq, marked provisional
AUGGUACAGCGAACGAGAUGGCGAUACUCGGCCAUCGCGCACAACUACAACAGCUGCCGGCCGAUGGAGCUGGGGGCGGGGAUUGCGGUGGGGGCGUGGGACGGAGUGUGGGCGCGGGCGCGGAGCGCGGAGUUCGUGGCGGCGACCGACAUGGGGGACCCGGUGUACUCUGCGUUCAUGCGGUACGACGACAGCGCGCCGCUGCACGCGGCGGUGGCGGCGGACUGGGCGACCUACGUGGCGGCGGACUUCAACGGGGGGCCGUUCAAGUACAGCAUCUUCCCGAUCCUGUAUUCGUUCACGGCGAGCUUGGUGGUCACGAUGGGGCUGACGGUGAUCGUGUUCUUCAACGUGCGGACGAAGCCGCAUCGGGGGGUGCCGAAGCUGCUGCGGGUGGCGGCGGUGCUGGCGUGCGGGAACCUGCUGACGUUUGUGGUACGCGCGAUGAUGCAGCUGGGGCGGGACCACGCGGAGGGCGUAGUACCGAUGAACCACAUCCUGGACAUGCUGUGGACGGACACGGCGUUCAAUACGGUAGACAUCCUGGCGGUGCUGAUCCUGCAGCUGUGCCAGGUGCAGACGGUGAUGCGGUUCUUCACGCGCUUCCAGGAGAAGCGGCUGAUCUCGCUGUGCGGCAUCCUGCUGGCCGUGCUGUCACAGGUGCUGUGGGCGAUCCCGCCGUACUCAGAGGCGGUGAGCAACCACUUCAUGCCCCUGGACGACGACAAGGACAUGGACGUGCUGCCGCCGUUUGUAUACCUGGUGCGGAUUGCACAGGCGGGCUCGUACGCGAGCUUUGUGCUGAUGCACGUCUUCGCGAAGAAGAAGCUCUGUGUCCAGUCGGUGCAGAUGUUUCUGCUGACGGUUCUGACAGUGGUUGUGGUUGUGCUGCAGCCUGCGUUCUUCAUUACGGACGUCACGAACGUGUGGAUCGACAAUCUGAGCGAAAUAUUUAGCACGACAUGCUACAUGGGCUCUACGGUGAUAGUAUGGGAGUGGAGCAACCGGCUGUCCAUACUGGAGGCCAGGCGCCAGGCGCAGAGCAUUCUGGGGCGGCCGGUGUAUGAGGACGAGGAGCAGGGGUACAACUUUGCGCGAUAUGCGCUGAAGAUUCAGACCGCAUUGACCAGCAAGUCAGAUGAAGGCGACACCACAUCAGCGACUACCUUUGCUGCACCGAGAUCUGCGCGCUUCGAAGGGAAAGGCGGGCCCCAAUCCCCAGUCUAUGUUCAAGAGGGCGAACAGCAGGCCGUCAUGGCAUUCAAUAAGCGAAUGGGCACUCGAGCGUUGGCACAUCAUGUGCUGGAUAGCAUCAUAUACUACACAGACAAGGUGGUGGUGAAGGGGCUUGGAAAUUUGUCCGCGAGCUUACCUUCCAAGACCUCCUCGGCGACAAGCGUCAGGGGUCGUGUAAGGAAACGCAUUGGUCUCGAAGGCGCAAAUGAUGUCUUUGUAUACCGCACAAAAGACCUGGUAUUCGAUAGUGAUGAAGAUAUACCCAGAACCUAA